Chelmon rostratus (copperband butterflyfish) is the source of this 4265-nucleotide messenger RNA. RefSeq names its product nucleophosmin 1b (gene npm1b). NCBI's taxonomy places the organism in Eukaryota, Metazoa, Chordata, Actinopteri, Chaetodontiformes, Chaetodontidae. Gene Ontology annotation, biological process: ribosomal small subunit biogenesis; ribosomal large subunit biogenesis; ribosomal small subunit export from nucleus. The record is from RefSeq and is a predicted model, not a curated record. Gene Ontology annotation, cellular component: cytoplasm; centrosome; nucleolus. The coding region runs from base 27 to 920 and encodes 297 amino acids. Gene Ontology annotation, molecular function: chromatin binding; RNA binding; histone binding. The transcript is spliced from 11 exons.
CGGAAGUGUAACCACCCACUACAAAGAUGGAGGACGAUAUCUCAGAUUUGAGCAGACCACAAAUGUACUUGUUUGGUUGUACCCUCAAAUCGGACAAACGGGAGUUCAAAGUUGACGUAGACGACGAUGAUACGGAGCAACAGCUGUCACUCAAAGCAGUGUGUCUGGGAGCCGAGGCUGAGGAUAAGUUCCACAUGGUGGAAGUCGAGGGUCUCACGUAUGAUGGAAAAAGGACCAAAAUGCCACUGGUCGUCCUGAAACCGUCCGUCCUGCCCUCUAUGAGUUUAGGUGGGUUUGAGAUUACGCCUCCAGUUACCUUCCAUCUUCAGUCUGGUUCUGGACCAGUUCACAUCAGUGGGCAGCAUUUUGUCAGUGUGAAGGAUUCAGAGGAUGAAGAAGAGGAGAACAACACAUCACCGGUGAAGCGGCCUGCAAGCCUGAUGUCGGGGAAGAAGCCUCCACUGAAAAAACUAAAGAUGGAUUCUGACGAUGAUGAAGACGAAAGUGACGAGGACGAUGACGAUGAUGAUGAAGAUGAUGACAGUGAUGAAAAUGAUGUGAAGCCUCAGAAGAAUGCUGGAAAAGAGCUCAAAAAAAGCCUGGAGUCUUCAGCAAAGAAGCUCAACAAGACUCCGGUGAAACAAAAUGGCCCUGCAGGAAAACCAUCAGGAUCAGCGGUCAAACCACAGAUUAAGACACCUGUCCCAGGAAGAGACAAAGCCCAGGCUGGCCCGUCUAAAUCUCCCUCUCUGACUGAGAUUAAGAGCAAGUUGUCAACGGCAGCCAAGGAGGGAAAACCACUACCGAAGACAGAGCAGAAGUUUGAGAAUUUCGUGAGGAGUUCUUUUAAGAUCUCAGACAAAAAAGUGGUCAAGGACCUUUGGAAUUUUGUACGAACACUGAAGACUGAAAAGAAGUAACAAACCUUGUACUUUAAAGCAUUUCUAUGUUUUGCAUCCUGCAAGACAUUUAAAGGCACAGUCAGCGAGAUUUCCUACUUGGCCUUAUGAUGUCAUCAUUGCUGAGUCUGACUUGGAGUGAACAGAAGGACAGAGAGCUGAAAAUUAGUAAAGCCAUUAAUUAUUCAGGUGUCACAGAUUUUUUUUUAGAUGCGAAGCACCUCCUGAAGCUAGUUCGCAAUUCACUCACAAACUCACUCAUUCACGCUGGCAGACUGCAGAUUUUCCAUCGCGUGCCAAUCUGCACCACCUAUGGGGAAGGAAAGUAAUAGCAACAUCAAGUAGGACCUGCAGAUGUCCGUGUUGCUUUCCUGCAGGAGAGAAAUAGCUGCUGCAAUUCUAACAUUUGCGCCACCUGCAGGCAAUAAAUGUUGCACCUGCAGAUUUUUAUAGCUGCAAUAAAGAACAGAUAUGUAAACUAUUAAGUAAUGACAAAGUUGGAGCCAAAGAGAGACCAGACAGAACCGAGUGAAGUUAGUCAUUGCUGAUUUUUUUUUGGAUGGCCUCUGGGUCAUAACCUGUCUUUACACAUAAAAAAACUGCUGUGAUGUUAGCUACAGUAUCUUUUUUUUGAUACUACAUACAUUUUCAGAUUCUACACACAAGGGCUCAUCCAUGCAAAAUAUGAAUGGUCAAACAACGCCUGUAAAAACGGCAAUAACCGCAGGUGGUGCAACUGUCAAAUUACAGAAGCUGUUUCUUUCCCUGCCUGUAGAAGGUGAGAUCGGCUGCCUACAACUUACUUCAUUAAUGUGUAGUUACCGUGUGUUGCGUUGAAAAGCUGGUUUCAAACUGCAAUUUGAUGCUAUUGGCUGAGCUCGGUUUCAGGUGCUUCGCAUCCAUGACACUGUGUGUCCUCGUUAAGUCAACAAUGCAAUAGGAGAUAUUGCAGAAUGUGCCUUUAAAUAUCUCUACUGUAAACUGAGAUAAAUCAGAGUCCCAAUGUGUGUGAAUUCGAUCACUGUUAACAAGGAUGGUAAAGACGGCUGAUACAGUGGGACAGUGACAGUACAGUGUUUUGUUAUUUUAGGUUCUGUCUGGCUUUGUGAAGCAUUAUUAGCUUGCGAAACACGCUUACAGAUUGUACUAUGGAUUUGUCUGCUCCAUACAUAUUGUACAGAAAGUCGUCAGCGUAUGUAGAGAAUAAGAAGGUUUUUUUUCUUCUUAAAUUAUGUCACUCAGUUUGAUCACAGCAGCUCCUGCAGCAGAACGUGCAGUAACUGCAUUUUUUAACAACUUGGCAAACAGCACCAAGGUUUACCAUUUAUUUCCUGCAGUGAUUAAAGCAAAUCAGCAACAAGAUUCAACAGUUUAUAAACCCUUAACCUUGCUACUGUUACAUAUCUUGACCAGCUACUCUAUUGAGUAAACAAGAAAUGUUUCAUCGUGUGUUUUUACCAGCAACACACCUGACAUUUCUGGAUGAGAGCAGUAUCAUUCAUAAUGUUUUUAAUUUUAUUUUAAAUACUUUCAAUACAAAUGGAGUUAAGUUUAUAUUGGGGUCAUCUAAACUUGCAGAACCUGGACACAUUUAAGAUGGCGUUUUUUGGAGUGUGGAUUCAUAUAAAGCUAUUAACAUCUGUCGUUAUUUGAGGGGGGUACGCACGGCAUUAAAGCCAAAACUCACCUGUGGCAAACGUGAUCAUAAGAGCAUUACAGAAAGCAUUCUUAAGAGUAAUGUGAGCUCCAUAAAACCGACAGCAGAUGCCCUGACUAAAAUGUUUAGUCUUUAAAGUAAUACAAGUCGCGCUCGACAAGUUAAAAACAACAUUAACGUGCUCCAGGAGUGUACGUAUUUACAGCAUGGCACUAACACUGUUUUCAGUGUAUUUCAACGUACUCUAAUGCACUAAAAACAGAUUGCAAGCCUAUGAUUAACUCAGAUUAUCUUAUUUAUUGUAACAUAAUCAUUAGGUAGAUAUCAGAAAAUGACAUCAGAAUAACAUGACGUCAUUUACAGAAACCCCAUAAAGAACUCAACCCCAUAAUUGUUUGCACUCUUGUAUGUCGGUGCUCGGGUGACAACAAGCAUACACCCGCUCUGUGCUUAUAAUGUGUUUAUGAUCCUGUAUAAUACCUUUUUAUGAGCCAAAUGUUGGCAGUUGGAUACCAUCUUUAACCAAUCAAAUUGCUUAGUCCAACCUUCCUGUUGUCUGUAGAGGAUAUUUGAAAUUCCACAGCUGUGAACUGUACUACUUCAACUCAUUUAUAUCAUUAAAGUGACCCUAAAAAUUGACAUAAAUAUUACAUUUGAAAUAUCUGUAAUGUCUUCUUUGUAUUAAGGCUUCAGAAGUAGCAGGUUGCCAUUGUUAGGGUUUAUUUUUGGUGUGCAUGUUAAAUUCAUGACAGAGUCCUUCUUUAAUGAUUUUUAAUACUUAACUCGUAUCAAACUUAAUGAACCUUUUUCUGUAAAUAAAUCUCUUGCUUUUAUUUACAAGUACGGCAGCUGAACAGUUAUAUUUUUCGUGUUUGCUUAAUCCGCCCUUGCUCGUAGCUGGUUUUGCAGCUUGGAUCUGGUGUCAUUGUGUUUGUUUAAAAUGUUUUGUUCUAGUUUGGACGUGUUUUAUGUUGAGUAUAACCCCUCCUUUUAAAAUACUGUCGUCUAUUUUUUGACUUUUUAUUCCUGUUUGUUAUCUUCGAGUUGUCCUCCUUUGAUUGUAGUUCUUCAACCAGUACCUAAACAUGUCCAAGUAAAAAAAAAUGAUUAUGAUCUUUGUUAUUUUUAAUCAUGCUAGUAAUAACAGCAACAUGAUUGAAAUUUGGCUUUCAAAAUAGAAUAUGCAGCGAACACUGUAGUUUAUCUCCUUGUUAUGAAGCUACUAGCAUGGUAAAACAUUGAGUUUAGAUCAAGUAGUAAGAAUCAACCGUUGUAUCAGACUGAAGUAGCUCUGAGAUUAACUCUGACUGAUCCAGCCACUCUCUCUGUACUCCCUCUAUCCAUAAUAUUGCCUUGUGUCUGUAACCUGAAAUACCUGCUGCAGAACAUCAGAAUGUGGUGAGAGCCAUCCUCAGUAAGAAUUCACCAGGAACAAGGUAUUUGCUGGAUAUGUUGAUGCAAGUCAAACUGUAAUACAUUGUGCUUCUGUGAAAUCUGAACUGAUUCGAGUCAAUGAUGGCGGGAAUGACUCAACAUGUGUCAAAAGUGCAUUUUGUCUAUUUAGUCAAACUUUAUUGAUUAGUUCAUGCAUGAUUCCUCAUGGUGGAUAUUCAUCCAUUCAUGUUUGUUGAGAUGAACACAUCCAUCCAUUUUUUUUUUAUCCUACCUGUGAUUGUUGCCUGAAUAAAGUGAAUCCCAGCUGGUUUUGA